CGAUAGCCCACGCGCGGGCGCGCUCCACCGAUCCCAUCCCAUCCCAUCCCAUCCCAUCCGCCGCUCGCCCCACCGUUUCUUGCGCGCCGCGACCGGCCACCGCCACGGCACCGCCGCCCCUCCGAUCUCAUCCGACCCCAUUCCUACCCAAUGCUGCUACCCGUCUCCCGCUCCGCCGACAAGUUCGCCCCCCUCGCCGGCCUCCGCUCGCUGCUCGUCCCCGACACCGUCGCCGCGGGCGGAGGCGUCGUCACGCGGACGAUCCCCGCGUCGCCGCCGCGCGGUGAGGCCGAUCCGGAGGAGACCGUCGACGACGAGGAGGACGACGGCUGCUGGGUCUCGUACGGGCGACGGGAGCCAGGACGUCGCCGGCUGCCGCCGCCGAUUCCGUCGCUGGCGGGCCGCAGCGCGCUCAGGCGGGCGCGCACCGAGGACAGGCGCCUCGUCAUCAGCAAGGUGCGCGUCAUGCGGCCGGACUACUACGUCCGCGCGCGCCGCGUGCGCGGCGGCCGCCUCCUCAUGCGCCUCGUCGAGCGCGAGGACGACUGCCCCCACGAUCCGUUCCCGCCGCCCGGCGGCGCCCGCGGAGACGACGCUGGCUGGGCCGAGGAAGCUACGGCGGUACAGGAAGACGUAGUCGAUGAAGAGCAGGCCGCUGCGGCACCGGCGACUAUGCCCGCAGUUGGAUGCUUCGAGGACGUGGUCAAGUACCAGUACGCCAUCGGCAGCAGCCCGCUGCACCAGAUGCCCUUGCUAAGGAUGGUUCAUUGAGGUCGAUCGCCAAAGGUGGAAGUUUUUUAGCUGCUUGCCUUUGAUGGUGCAUUGGGAUCGCCUAGGUGAUUUUUUUUGUAGCCGUGUGUACUAGUAGCGGUGAAUAUGCCUCCAAAUUCCAGCUUAAUUUUUAUUUACAGAAUUGUUGAUUG
Messenger RNA from Hordeum vulgare subsp. vulgare (domesticated barley), 923 nucleotides. RefSeq lists its product as uncharacterized. The coding region runs from base 151 to 771 and encodes 206 amino acids. The record is from RefSeq and is a predicted model, not a curated record. Lineage: Eukaryota; Viridiplantae; Streptophyta; Magnoliopsida; Poales; Poaceae. The transcript has a single exon.